AUCCCUGGGGCCUCUAUGGAGGCGGAACUACUGUGUCAAGGGUCGUGGUUUUCGGGGAGAAGUCGUGGUCGGAUUGGCAAGAGGGCGGGCUGGAGGCGGGACUUCCGGGCUGCUGCUCCGUCAGCUGCCUUCUCGGGCGUCUCCCCGCAACCUCCCUAACUUCCCUAGUCAGUGACGCGGCGCCCGGCAGAAAUCUGAAGGGAUUGGGGUCGAGGGAGCGUGAGUUUCAGUUAAAAGAAGAUGGAUGCACACAGUUCAGCCAAAAUCAAUGCAAGGAAGAGGAGGAAAGAGGCAGCUGGACCCAAUGGGGCAACAGAGGAAGACGGAAUUCCUUCGAAAGUGCAGCGCUGUGCAGUUGGCUUACGGCAGCCAGCUCCGUUUUCUGAUGAAAUUGAAGUUGACCUCAGUAAGCCCUAUGUCAGGGUAACUAUGGAAGAAGCCAGGAAAGGAACUCCUUGUGAGCGGCCUGUGAGAGUUUAUGCAGAUGGAAUAUUUGACUUAUUUCACUCUGGUCAUGCCCGGGCUCUGAUGCAAGCAAAGAACCUUUUCCCCAAUACAUACCUCAUUGUGGGAGUCUGCAGUGAUGAGCUAACACACAACUUCAAAGGCUUUACGGUGAUGAAUGAAAAUGAGCGUUAUGAUGCAGUGCAGCACUGCCGCUACGUGGAUGAGGUGGUGAGGAACGCCCCCUGGACCCUGACACCUGAGUUCCUGGCAGAACACCGGAUUGAUUUUGUAGCCCAUGAUGAUAUCCCUUAUUCUUCUGCUGGGAGUGAUGAUGUUUAUAAGCACAUCAAGGAAGCAGGCAUGUUUGCUCCAACACAGAGGACAGAAGGUAUCUCCACAUCAGACAUCAUCACUCGAAUUGUCCGGGACUAUGAUGUGUAUGCGAGACGGAACCUACAGAGGGGAUACACAGCAAAGGAGCUCAAUGUCAGCUUUAUCAAUGAGAAGAAAUACCACUUGCAGGAGCGGGUUGACAAGGUAAAGAAGAAAGUGAAAGACGUGGAGGAAAAGUCAAAAGAAUUUGUUCAGAAGGUGGAAGAAAAAAGCAUUGACCUCAUUCAGAAAUGGGAGGAGAAGUCCCGAGAAUUCAUUGGAAGUUUUUUGGAAAUGUUUGGUCCAGAAGGAGCUCUGAAACACAUGCUGAAAGAAGGAAAAGGUCGGAUGCUGCAGGCCAUCAGUCCAAAGCAGAGUCCCAGCAGCAGCCCUACUCGUGAACGCUCUCCCUCCCCCUCUUUCCGAUGGCCCUUCUCUGGCAAGACUUCCCCACCUUCCUCCCCAACAAAUCUCUCCAGGCACAAGGCCGCAGCUUAUGAUAUCAGUGAGGAUGAAGAAGACUAAUUUUUCAUCCCUCCUUUCCUGUCCCCUCCCUCUGUCUCAUCACCUUCUGAAGCUCUCUGUUGAAUUCCAAAUUGUGAUCCCAACACUAAACCUAAGAACAGCUACAAAGGAAAGAAUUGAAGCAAGAGGACCGAGAAAUGGGGGAACAAAAACAGCCUAUCCUCCAAGAGACAUCAAUCACUCACACCAAGAAGGAGACUGACUAUAGUUUAGAAGCCUGUUCUGCAUCCAUCCACCCUCCCCAAGGACUUUGUUUUACUAUUAUGUUCAUGUGAUCUUGACAGGGAAAUUGUCAUUUUUAUUACUUUUUUAAAAAUUAGUCUUUCAAAUAUAGUAUGUAGAACUAAUUUUUUGCCCCUGAGGAGUGGGCAGAAGAAGGAAGUGGCGUAACACGCAGAGGCCUUUUCUUCCUGAUACACUUUAGUGUUUGCCUUCUGUUCUGAAGCAAAGUGGCUUACCAAGUCAUUCAUGUGAUGAGCCAUGCUGGUGGGUAAUUUGGGGGGAAAUACCAUAAUUUUGAUUUGCUUUAAAAAAGCUAAAAGCUGAAUUACAGUCACAAAUCCCCUAAAUGUACUGCUGGCACAUGUGUCAAUGUGGCUGUGGGAAGAAGGAGAUCUGAGCCUAACUUUUCUUACUCCCUAAGGAGUUACUUGUUGGACCCAAUGGGGUCCAUGGAGACACUGAUGGGGAUGGAACCAGACCACAUGGCAUCGGCUGCAGUUUUUCUGCUGUGUUCAUCUUCUCAGAAAAUUCUGUUGCCCAAUUAUUUGGGAGCUUUUGUCAAUCUCUUUCCUAUAAUCUACCUUUAAAGGAAAGAACACUUUUAGGGUUACUGUGAUGAGGAGAGUAGUGGGACAAUACUCAAUCCUAUACAAAGUCAGUUUAGAUUCAUUUCCUGCUGAGAGUAAGUCCCCGGCCCUUCUAUUCCUAUUUCAGUGCUAUUACCUAGCUUUUUACAAAGGAGAGUUUGUAAAUGUCUUCAGUGUGAACUUGAUGUUAAUCCAUGUUGCUCAUAGCCAUAUUGAAUUUAGAGAGAUUUGCACAGAACCUAGAUGCAAAAGCAUAAGGAAAUACUUUCCUUUCUAAAGCAACAGCCUUACCUUAACCUCUGCUCCUCUUAAGAAUAUUCUUAACUGGAACCAGUGUUCCAUGAGGUGUUUCUUUUCCUCUGAGAACUACAACUGGCAGGGACUUCCCUCCACUGCUCCUGCAACAAGCCACAAAGCAUGGGCUCAUAUGACAAAAGUAUGGUAGGUUUCUCCCUCUUUCCCACGUGUGCCUUGUUGUUAUGGUCCCACCUCCUCUGUUAGGUUGUCCAGGGGGAUUCAGCACUUAAAUUUCAAAUCAAAGAAUGCUGAUGCUUAACAUUUGCUGUUAAGCAUGAUCUAAUUUUUAAAUACCAUCCUAUCUCCUCAGCUACAUGACCUAGCAGAUCAUUAACCAUCAGUAAUCCUGUAGCUGGAAUCAGAGGACAACUGCUUAUGUCUAGGCCAUACCCGCUAUCACUCAUACAUACCCCCUUGUGGAGGUGGAGUUUUAGUGUUUUCAUCUAAGAAAACCACCUUUUCUCUUUUCUUGCCUCUUUGCUGGGACUGUGAGCAUGUCAUAGUCCCCUUCCUAAACACUUUCUGAUAAAACUUGUUGUUCUUCCUGAGGGCAAGAGGCUAGAAUCACUGCCUGCCUGCACAGCAGAACUACCUGAGUUCUUAAAACUCAGAUCACCCAGAGAGGCAGAGCAUGACAAAGAAGAGGGACAAAGAGGGGGAAGCCUCUUAUUGUCCUGAUGGCCCAUGAAAACUACAUUCUAACUCUUCUCAUGAAGUGCUGUUUUCUGGUUCACACAAGCUUUAGCUUGGAAUCCUUUCUUUGAAACAGUUGAAGUUAGUGUUUUCUCAUAUUACCCAGCUUUAUGUGGUCUCAUAUUUUAACUUUCCUGCUUCAGUCUUCCCUCUUUGGGAAUUCUGCCUAUUUCUGUCUGAUUCUCCCUGGUAAAGAAAGGUGAUGAAGUCACUGGUAAAGCCCACCUACUUGUUCCCUCAAAGUGCACAUUACCCAAGUGUAUUUGGAUGGACAGGAAGAUGCUCAGAAUGUGGUUUUCCUCUGCAGUCACUCCUCCUAAAUAUAUUUUCUGGGUCCCAAAUGUUUGAGCCAUCCUUCUCUGCUUUCAGUGGGCUGCUUUUAGCAUGCCCUGUGCUUGGAGUAGGACCUGUAGGCUGACAGGGUCUGUGAGACUGCUAGAGCCAGCAUAUGCACAUGUUCUUGGAAGACUCUCUCACCCCUUUUAGUGAGAUUCUAGUGCCUCAGUCUCCCAACGCUAGUAUAUUUUCAAAUAAUUUUGACGGAAAACAAAAACGUUUAUGGUGUGGCAUGUUAGAUACUUUGGAGUAAAUGUAUUAAUAAUCUUAGGUGCUGGACAAGGGCGAGUGGAUGGAGGAAGCCAUUAAGAAUGAUGCAUUAUUUGAUCAUUUGUGCCUAAUUAAAUGAGGUUAGAGGUCUGUACACUACAACCAUGCCUAUGGUCUGUAAAUCUUCAAUUAUUAAUGUUUGAGGCUAUGGAGCUGUUUCCCUGAAUCCCACACAAGAAAGCAGUCAACCUGGAUGGGCCAAAUGUGGCAGAUGUAGGAGAGCCUUAAAAGUUGCUUGACCUUAGAGCCUGUGUCUGCAAGACAGAAGGAGACUGAAGACAGAAGAAGCCCUGUAGCUAGUACUGAGGAGGUGCCAGUUCAGCAGUUACCUUAAGGUGGGCCCGGCAGAAAGUUUGCUAUUUUCAUACUCUAGGCUCAGGAGCACUGAAGACUAGAGGUUGAAACUUUAGAGGAAUAGAAAUGGAUCACUUGAACUGCUGUAGCUGCUUCUGAUAACUAGAGCCAAACACCAUUAUUUUGUGGAGACUUGGGUAACAAGGUUUAGGAGGUGAAAAAGUUGAAAAUCCUGAAGAGAAAAAAUGGAAGGGAGGUUAAGAAAACUUUUGACCUUUUUGAUCACUGAUAACUUCUUAGGCUGUACCUGAGUUAUACUUAAUUUACUUACGGCCACAGAGCUGGUCAGACAUUCUCUAUAUAUUCCCUCCACAAUGUUCUUCUCAGUGCUUUUUUACUCCCUUUCUGGAUUAUCUUGAUUUGUGGGUAGCUUAUUUUCUGGAGCUCAUUGCCUUUUUAAUCCUAUUCCAGAUUGCUUAUCCAAAAUCUUUCCAAAUCAAUUCUAUUUUGUUGCUUUUCUUAAUUCCUUAAAAGCCAUAGCUUCUAGAUUUUCUGUCAGCAUAUACUCUCACCAGAAGUUGAACCAAUACAGGUAAGGCAAAAAAGCUCCCUUAACAAUGUUUUUAACUAAUGGUAUUUUUUUAAAGCUUACCAAUAUAAGUAUUUUUAAAGGUUAUAUUUUUCAAAGUCAUGACAAUGAUUGUUAUUGUUUUCUCUCAUAAGUAGAUUGUCAUGGGAUAAAGAGUUGUCCCUAGCUUCUAUUUUUCCAAAUAAAUAAGCAGAACAUGUUCUUUGGGAUUAUACAAUUAAAUGUUAAUUUUCUU
This is a messenger RNA of Propithecus coquereli (Coquerel's sifaka), 4867 nucleotides long. RefSeq names its product phosphate cytidylyltransferase 1, choline, alpha (gene PCYT1A). Gene Ontology annotation, biological process: CDP-choline pathway. Bases 241 to 1344 code for a protein of 367 amino acids. The record is from RefSeq and is a predicted model, not a curated record. The transcript has 9 exons. Gene Ontology annotation, molecular function: phosphatidylcholine binding; choline-phosphate cytidylyltransferase activity. NCBI's taxonomy places the organism in Eukaryota, Metazoa, Chordata, Mammalia, Primates, Indriidae. Gene Ontology annotation, cellular component: endoplasmic reticulum.